Molecule: messenger RNA, 696 nt
Organism: Letharia columbiana
Lineage: Eukaryota; Fungi; Ascomycota; Lecanoromycetes; Lecanorales; Parmeliaceae
Exons: 3
Coding region: 1-696 (231 amino acids)
Biological process (GO): Golgi organization; intracellular protein transport; endoplasmic reticulum to Golgi vesicle-mediated transport
Cellular component (GO): endoplasmic reticulum-Golgi intermediate compartment; Golgi apparatus; COPII-coated ER to Golgi transport vesicle
Source: RefSeq, a predicted model, not a curated record
AUGCAGACUGCACAGCGAGGGCCAUUGAGUCUGGUGCCCUCUCUACUUCUAGUCCUUGUGUUCAAUCUCAUACUACCAACACAAGCCCUCUACUUCUACCUGGACGGUGCCUCCGCAAGCCCAAAAUGCUUCUACGAAGAGCUCCCUAAGGACACUCUGGUCGUCGGCCACUACAGCGCCCUCGAGUCUCAAAAUAACGUCUUCACCACGAACCCCGACCUCUCCAUCACCGUCACCGUCGACGAAGUCUUCGACAACGACCACCGCGUCGUCAACACCAAAGGAUCCCACACCGGCAAGUUCACCUUCAGCGCCGCCGACGCUGGCGAGCACCGCAUCUGCUUCACGCCCACCGGGGCCUCGCAGGGUGGGUGGUUGAGCCAGGGACAGGGCCAUGGACAGGUGAGGUUGACGCUGGAUCUGGCGAUUGGGGAGACGAGCGCGAUCGAGAGCACGGAUAAGGGGAAGUUGAGUGAGAUUGCGCAGAAGGUUAGGGAUUUGAAUGGGAGGCUGCAGGACAUCAGGCGGGAGCAGGUUUUCCAGAGGGAACGAGAAGCGGAGUUCAGAGAUCAAUCAGAAUCUACGAAUGCGAGGGUAGUGAGGUGGACUCUACUACAACUGAUCGUCUUGGGCGUCACUUGUGCUUGGCAGCUAUCGCACCUUCGCGCCUUCUUCAUCAAGCAGAAACUCACAUGA